UUGUGUAUAUUAUCAUAUGUAUAUAGAUGUGACGUGGAACUUUUGAAAUGUUCUGUUAUCAUUAUUAAAUAUAUUUAUAAAUAUUAUAUAUCAAAUAAAUUUUUUAUUUUUUUCUGUAUAUAAUUUUAAAAAAAUGUCGCUGCGGAAAGGAUUAUUUAUUGUGAGACAUAUAAAAAUAUCACAAAGAUCAUUUGUUCAUAGAAGUUUUCAGUUAUCACGAAAGGUUUGGAAUUAUAUCUAAGCUAGAUCUUAUUUUUUAUUAAUUUUUUCUUAUUGAAUAAUAUUUUUAAUGUUUAUUGCAAUCAGAAAAAUUUUCUAUUUUUAAUCAUUAUUAAUUCUGUCAUAAUAAAAUGACUAUCUUUUAUAAAUUUUUUUAUUAUUAGAGAAACAAUCAACAUAUAUUAAAAAAAUUAUAUACUCUGCCUUCAUUUACUGUCAUGGCUCUUUGGGGUCUCAAAAAAAUAAAAGGUGAAAACGAAACAAUUAUAACUACAAAAGAAGUUUUAAUAGCAAAAGCUGAUGCAUUGUAUGAUCAGGAGCAAUAUCAGGAAAUAUAUAAGUUUUUAAUAAAUUAUAAAGAUAGUGGCGAUGUUGAAAUUAUAUGGCGUUUAUGUAGAGCAAUGUAUAAAAUGUCUAAGAAUGCUAAUGAGAUAGAUGGAAAAAAAUUAAUUUUUGAAGCUUGUCAUUUAAUACUCGAUGCUAUUAAAAUAAAAGAAGAUCAUUGGGUUGCUCAUAAAUGGGCAUCAAUUCUUCUUAAUUCUAAGACUCUUUAUGAAGGAAUGAAAGCUCAAAUAAAAGAAUCAUAUAAUAUUAAAAAACAUAUGCUGAGAGCAAUAGAAUUAAAUCCAAAAGAACCAACGCUUAUGUAUAUGCUAGGUUCUUGGUGUUAUCAAAUUGCUGAUUUAACAUGGUACCAAAGAAAAAUUGCAUCAGUAAUAUUUGCAGAACCACCAUCUUCAUCUUUUGAGGAAGCAUUAAAAUAUUUUGAAAAUGCAGAAGAAAUUGAACCUAAUUUCUAUAGUCAAAAUUUAUUAAUGUUGGGUAAAACACACUUAAAAUUGAAUAACAAAGAAAAAGCUUUAAAAUAUUUAAAAAUGACUGUAGACUAUCCUGCAAAAAAUGAUGAUGAUCGUAAUGCCAAACAAGAAGCACAGAAAUUAUUAAAAAAUUUUUGACAAAUAAAAUAUGACAUGAGUGCAAUAUAUAAUAAAAUAUAUAUAAGAAUUAAAAAUAUAUAUAUAAGAAUUAAAUUAAGUUUUAAUGAAAGGAAUAAAAUAAAUUUAGAAUUUAGCAUUUAAGUAAAAUUUAUUUAUUUAAAACAAAAUACAAUUUUCUUAGUUAUUUGUGAUAAUUUUUUACACUGAUAUUUUAAAUAUAUGUAUACAUUUAUGUUUUUAUAAAUAUACAUUUUUAUUAAAAACUGAAAUAAUGAGGAAUUAAAAAAUUUAAUUUUACAAUUAUAAUGUUUUUAUAAAUAUAAAUUUUUAUUAAAAACUGAAGUAAUGAGAAAUUACAAAAUUUAAUUUUAUAAUUAUAAUGUACAUUUUAUAAAAUAUUUUAUAUAUAAUAAUUUUUAAAUAGUAUAUUUACAUAUAUGUUUAGAAACAAAUAAAACAUAGUUUGAAAUGAUAUUAAAAAAAUUUUUUUGACUUUUAAUGCUAUAAUCUACAAAUAAUAUAACGAUAUAUAUAUAUAUAUGUAUAUAUAUAUAUAUAUAUCAUUUUUAUUUGUAAUAUUUUUUUAUGUUAAUUGCACAUAUUACAAAAAAAAUUGCAUUUUAUUUAAAUAAUAUUAAUAUCAAUUAUUAUAUAAUGAAAUGAAAUAAUUGAUCGAUAUAAAUUUAUCGAUCUAUAAAUUCCUCAUAAUUUUUUUCUCUUCGACGUUUUGCUUCCAUUUGUUGCAUUUCGUAUUCUGAAAUUAAUAAAAAUCUUUGUCUAUCUUCUAACGGCAGAUUUCGAUAAAAUUCGAAAUAUCGUCUAAACAUGCAAUAGGGACAGUAAUUUUGAUGUUCCCUUAUAGCAUCUAAGAGUUCAUCUUCUUCUUUUUCAUCAUUAAUAUAAUGUAUAGGCAUGUUAACCAUUAUUAACUGAUAUCGUCACCCACACGCUAAAAUAAAAAAUACAAAAUAUAAAAUAAAUAAAACUAAAAAUAUUUAUGAAAUAUUAAUAAAACAACAAAUAAAGAAAAUUUUUUUUAAGUCAUUAUUGAUAAAAUUAAUAAUUUAUUAUUAUAUAUAAAACAAAUAACGAAAAAUAAUUGAAUAAAUUAAUUAUGAUAAAUAAAAUAAAUUAUUAUAUAUUUUAAUUUAAAUAUAAGUAAUGCGGGAUAUAUUAUUAUUAAUUUUGAUAAAAUAGAAUAAAAUAAUUUUAUUUUAUAUUAUUUCACUUUAUUCCAUGUAACUUUACGUAUUUGUUCAAUUUGAAAAUUGAAUUAUUAUAUAAUAUAUUAUUAAUAAUGUACUCACCGUUUUAAUAUAUUCAGUAAAAACGUCUUUUGUAUAAAGACGUACACUGCAAUGCGAUCAAAUUGUAUCACACAAAUUCUCUGAUUUGUAUUUGUACCAAAAUGCCAAAUAUUUCUAACUGGUUCGCACCAAAAUUAACUGGAUAAAUAAAUUAUAAUAAACAAA
Apis cerana (Asiatic honeybee) is the source of this 2629-nucleotide messenger RNA. RefSeq names its product regulator of microtubule dynamics protein 1. Gene Ontology annotation, cellular component: mitotic spindle pole; mitochondrion; spindle microtubule. Gene Ontology annotation, molecular function: microtubule binding. NCBI's taxonomy places the organism in Eukaryota, Metazoa, Arthropoda, Insecta, Hymenoptera, Apidae. The record is from RefSeq and is a predicted model, not a curated record.